AUGUACGGCUCUCUCUGUCUCUGUCUCUCUCACAUCAAAACUCAUAAUGGAGAAAAACCAUUACCAACAUGAUCCAUGGAAAUUAUCCCCUGGGGCUGGAAGAUUGAUCGAGAAAUCAUCUCAUCAAAUCCCCGGGAAAAAAACCUAGCUAGUUUCCAUGGCCUCGACGAUGACGAUUGUGUGUGCAUUGAUGGUGGUGGGGCAGCUUGCAGGGUACGGCGCAGGAGCUUUCAUCGGUAUGACCUGGGGCAGGCAGAGCGCGCAGCGGCUGCUCCCCUCCCAGGUGGUGGAUCUGCUGCUGCAGAACGGCGUCACGCACCUACGAAUCUUCUCCACUCAAGAAGACAUCUUGCGAGCAUUCGCCGGAAGCAACAUCGACCUCACCAUCACCAUCUUCGACCCCCUCCUCCCCGAUUUCAACGAUGCCAGAUCAUGGUUCCAACUAAAAGCCCAUUUCAUCGUGCCCGCCAACGUAAGCACCGUCAUAGUCGGAGGCGACUACGUGUUCGACAAGCCGCUAUGGUUUAUUGAUCGCGCCAUGAAAACCCUGCGCGACGCGCAGGCCGCCUUCAACGAAUUCGGAUACGGAGCUAGAAUGAAGGCCAAUUUCAUACAUAAUUCCGGGGAGCUGACCAACAGGACUCGGCCGUCGGAUGUGGAAUUCCGGCCGUGCAUCGUGGAGAGAAUGAUCCAACACCUGCAGUUUCUGCGGGAGAACGACGCCCCCUUCAUGCUGGACUUGUUCCCAAUCGACGACGCCCGCCGCUGCGGCCUGGACCUCAGCUUCGGCUUCGCGGACAACGCCUCCAACGUGAUCGUGAGGGACAGAAACGGCGCCGUGUACAAGAACGUGGUGGAGUGGGAGUACGACUGCUUCGUGUGGGCUCUGAGGAAGCUCAACUUCUCGGACAUCAGGAUCCUCAUCAGCCAGGUGGGGUGGCCCACCGACGGGUGCGUGGGCGCCACCGCGCACAACGCGGAACGGUUCUACAGGUACCUGCUGCCGCUGGUGGCGAGCAACAGGGGAACCCCGAUGCGGCCCGGGGUGGCCAUCAGUGUGUACGUGCACGCCCUCACCGACGAGCCUAAAAUGUCGUACAACAACCCCUGGAUGCGCCACUGGGGCAUUUACACGUCCAACGGGCAGCCCAAAUACAAGAUCGACCUGUCCGGUAAAGGGCGGGAUAUAUAUCCGUCGACGGUGAGGGGGAUCAUGCGCAUGCCGGACCGUUGGUGCGUCUUCAGCGGAGACAAGUCGGACAUGGGCAAGGUGGAGAAGCAGGUUAAAAAGGCUUGCACCAUAGGCGACUGCACCACAUUGUCUCCGGGAGCAUCCUGUAGCCACCUCACCGUUGACAACAACAUCUCCUAUGCCUUCAACGUUUUCUUCCAGUCUCACUUCCAAGAUGAGAGAAGCUGUGAUUUCGAGGGGCUCGGAUACGUCUCCGACGAUGAUCCCUCCACCGACCACUGCGUCUUUCCGGUCGAGGUCGUCAAAGGCCAGCAGCUCAUCAAUUUUAUCUAGCCCUAAUUUCAAUCAAUUAAUCCAUAUCUUCUUGUAUGCUAGAUUACUACCAACAUUGUCAAUUGUAACAUAUCAAUCCACAGGCCGCCCGGCCGGUUUAAUUUUUGCAAAAUAUUUUAAAACAA
Molecule: messenger RNA, 1650 nt
Organism: Salvia miltiorrhiza (redroot sage)
Lineage: Eukaryota; Viridiplantae; Streptophyta; Magnoliopsida; Lamiales; Lamiaceae
Product: glucan endo-1,3-beta-glucosidase 8-like
Exons: 2
Coding region: 158-1525 (455 amino acids)
Biological process (GO): carbohydrate metabolic process
Cellular component (GO): plasma membrane
Molecular function (GO): hydrolase activity, hydrolyzing O-glycosyl compounds
Source: RefSeq, a predicted model, not a curated record